AUGAUUGCUGGAGCAUUCUACAUAGCAAAGACCAAAGUAAAUUCAACAGCUCAAGGUGAUGAUGCCUACUUCAUAUGUGGAGAAAAACAAACAAUUGGCGUGGCAGAUGGUGUGGGUGGUUGGGCCAAGUUAGAUGUUGACCCUGGAGAAUAUGCUCGGCAACUAAUGAUUAAAUUUUUUAAAGCAAUUCUAAUGGAACCAGAGGGAAAAAUCAAUUUAAAAAGAGUUUUGAAUCAAGCUUUCUUAGACACCAAUGCUAAAGGAUCAUCAACUGCUUGCAUAAUAAAUCUGAAAGACCAUUGCUUACAUGUUGCAAAUGUGGGAGAUAGUGGUUUUAUGUUGAUUAGAAAAGGAGGAGGUAUAUACAAAUCAGAGAUUCAACAACGUUCUUUUAAUCAUCCAUUUCAGUUGGGUAAAUUAUAUGCCGAUGUUCUCGAUUCGGUACAGCAAUAUAAGGUUGAUGUAGAAGCAGGAGACAUUCUUAUAGUCGGCACAGACGGGCUGUUUGAUAACAUGUUUGAGAAUCAAAUCAAAGAUGUUGCAGAAAAAUCGACAGAAGGAGGUAUUGAUCCAGCGCAGGUGGCUCGGGCAGUAGCUGAGAGUGCUUAUCAAAUUUCCUUGGACAAGAAUGCGACUACACCAUUUAUGCUAGCUUCUUCCAAGUCUAGAAGGCAUAGAUCCGGUGGCAAAGUUGAUGAUAUAACUGUCAUCGUUGCUUACAUUGUUCACGAUUAG
This is a messenger RNA of Quercus robur (English oak), 735 nucleotides long. Its product is annotated as probable protein phosphatase 2C 55. NCBI's taxonomy places the organism in Eukaryota, Viridiplantae, Streptophyta, Magnoliopsida, Fagales, Fagaceae. The record is from RefSeq and is a predicted model, not a curated record. The transcript has 3 exons. The coding region runs from base 1 to 735 and encodes 244 amino acids.